Penicillium daleae is the source of this 858-nucleotide messenger RNA. Its product is annotated as sulfotransferase family protein. The record is from RefSeq and is a predicted model, not a curated record. NCBI's taxonomy places the organism in Eukaryota, Fungi, Ascomycota, Eurotiomycetes, Eurotiales, Aspergillaceae. The transcript has 2 exons. Bases 1 to 858 code for a protein of 285 amino acids.
AUGUCGCUCAUGCUCUCCGAUAACCUGGCUCCUCAGCCUCUGACUGAUGUCUUCACCGACGACACAUGCAUUGACCGUCGCAAGUGCCACCGGACGGUGCCCAUGAAGGUGCUGGCCCUCGGUGUUGGCCGUACUGGUACUGCCUCCCUCCGCAAGGCUCUGGAGCGCCUGGGAUACACCAAGUGCUACCACAUGAUGUGCGCCAGUGUUGAGAACCCGCCGGACUGCCUCAUGUGGCACGAUGCCCUGAACGCCAAGUACAAGGGUAUUGGCGAAUUCGGCCGUAAGGAAUGGGACCAGUUGCUGGGCGACUGCCAGGCCGUGUGUGACUGGCCUGCCUGCGCGUUUGCUAAAGAGCUCAUUGAGGCCUACCCCAACGCCAAGGUCAUUAUGACCACCCGCGAUGUCGACCCGUGGCACGCCUCCGUCAUGAAGACCGUCCACUGGCGCGUCAGCGACCCCGAGCACAAGUUUGUCUCGCACUUCAGCUGGGCCGCCGGCAUGUACUACCCUAUGCUCAAUAAAUUCUUCGAGACCUUCUUCCGUGGAGACUUCCCCGGCAAGGGCAAGCAGGUUUACAACGAGCACGUUGCCGAGGUCCGUAGCCUGGUGCCCGCGGACCGCCUGUUGGAGUACAAUAUUAACGAUGGCUGGGCUCCUUUGUGCGAGUUCCUCGAGGAGGAGGUCCCCGAUACACCUUUCCCCCGUGGCAACGACAUGGCCGACUUCUACAAGCGCUGCAGCACCCGCAACCGCCACCAGAUGAUGAACGCCGCUCUGCAGGCUGUCACUAUGGGUGGUGCCCUGUUGGCCACUGGCUUUGCUGCCACCAUGGCCUUCAAGCGUUUCUCCCGGUAA